This is a messenger RNA of Ostertagia ostertagi, 318 nucleotides long. The record is from the annotation of a GenBank genome assembly. Lineage: Eukaryota; Metazoa; Nematoda; Chromadorea; Rhabditida; Trichostrongylidae.
AUGCCGAUGUGUUCAACAGGGUUGAUUGCCGCCUCUGUUUGCGGUAUGGGCAACAGUUGCCCAAUGGGAUUCGUAUGUGAAGGCCGAGGCUGUUGUCAGGAACCGCCGCCAUUGUGUCCAAACGGUGGUCGUGCUGCUCAGCGCUGUAGCCGUGGAGCAGAAUGCCCUCCAGGAUUUGGAUGUACACCACUAGGAGGAUGUUGCCUGCUGUCAAUGGAGCCGGUCUGUCCGAGACAGUCAAACCCCAUUUGCCAGUGCUCGCCGAAUAGUGCCUGUCCUACGGGUGCACAGUGUUCAAUGGGCACAUGCUGCUCCAAA